AUGGUACGUAUCAAAAAUCGAUACCUCGUUUGUUUCAUUUCGAUUCAACCUCAAAAUUCCAAUUCAUUUAUACCAGGUUAUCCUGGCUGCCAAAAGGAGGAUACAGCGGCGAUGCGCUUGAGCGAAUCUGAUUUAUUAGCCAUGAUAAAACAAAACAUCACCCUUACACACGGUUCACUUGGAGUCGGUAAAUGUAUGUCUCGCUUAAGAGUAAUUCACUGGUGUCCUGCUUCCGGUUUAUUGAUUAUACGUUGCCUUCGUAGCAUGUCUGUUUACGUCCAAACAGCACUCUCUUUGGUUACUCACUUAGAUCUCAAUGGACAAAAAAGGAAAUCGGUAAUCGACAUUUAUCAUACAAGCGGUACAGUCAGAGGCUGUCAAAAAUUCCUAGUCAUGUUUUACUCUCAUAAUUUAUUCUCAAGACCAGAACAAUUAUUUCGAACAGCCUUGUCUAUUGCCGUUGAACGAAAUAUGAUUUCUCCAUAUCCACCAUACAUCAAUGAAGAAUCCUAA
Molecule: messenger RNA, 513 nt
Organism: Schistosoma curassoni
Lineage: Eukaryota; Metazoa; Platyhelminthes; Trematoda; Strigeidida; Schistosomatidae
Source: the annotation of a GenBank genome assembly